AUGAGGGGCCUCUCUGCGGACGCCGCGCUGCGGUCUCUGUCACAUCUGACUUUGCUCUGCAGCUUUCUGGCCGGGGCCCCCGCUCAGGAGGCCGCGGGGGGUGAUGGCGGUGGAGAUGCGCUCCGGCGGGGGUUGACAUGGCAACACAACGGACAGGUCUUUAGCAUCCUCAGCCCCGGGUCCCAGCACCGGCCGUCCGGCGGGAGGCGGACCGGGUUCCCCGGCCUCGGUAACCCGGUGGUGGUUCUCAGCCGAGCCAACGACACGGUCCCGGUGGCGCCCCGGGGAUCCCCGCGGGGCCCCGCCGCCAGCGACUACGCGCCAUUACGCGCGGCCACGCGCCAUCCUCCGCCGCCUCGGCGCCCCGGUGCCGCGGGCCCGGUCCGACCGGAGGACGCGAUGGCCGGAGACGAUCCGCACAACCCGUACAAGACUUCCAACUACUACCCGUACUAUAACUACUACCACUCGUACUACCGACCCAGAGCCAGGGCCCACGGCCACGGAACCAGAUACCACCAGCACGGUCUCCCUGACCUGGUCCCUGAUCCGGACUACAUCCAGACCGGCAGCUACGUGCAGAGGAUGCCGAUGUACAGCCUCCGCUGUGCUGCUGAGGAGAACUGCCUGUCCUCCUCCUCCUCCUCCUCCCAUCACUAUGACACCCGGGUGUUGCUGCGGUUCCCUCAGCGGGUGAAGAAUCAGGGAACAGCUGACUUCCUGCCCAGUAGACCUCGAUACGAGUGGGAGUGGCACAGCUGCCAUAACCACUUCCACAGCAUGGACGACUUCAGCCUGUACGAGCUGCUGGAGGUCGGCUCCCAGAGACGAGUGGCUGAGGGACACAAGGCCAGCUUCUGUCUGGAGGACACGUCAUGUGACCCGGGGUACUACCGCCGCUACGCCUGCACCUCCCACACACAGGGCCUGUCCCCUGGUUGCUAUGACACCUACAACGCCGACAUCGACUGUCAGUGGAUCGACAUCAGCGACGUUCCUCCGGGGAAAUACGUCCUCAAGGUGACGGUGAACCCUGAGCAGCGCGUCCCAGAGUCCAACUUCAACAACAACGUGGUCCGCUGUGAGGUCCAGUACACGGGGACCGCCGCACAUGUGACCCACUGCACCACCACGCCGUGA
Messenger RNA from Pungitius pungitius (ninespine stickleback), 1140 nucleotides. RefSeq names its product protein-lysine 6-oxidase. Bases 1 to 1140 code for a protein of 379 amino acids. The record is from RefSeq and is a predicted model, not a curated record. Gene Ontology annotation, biological process: peptidyl-lysine oxidation; collagen fibril organization. NCBI's taxonomy places the organism in Eukaryota, Metazoa, Chordata, Actinopteri, Perciformes, Gasterosteidae. Gene Ontology annotation, molecular function: copper ion binding; protein-lysine 6-oxidase activity. The transcript is spliced from 6 exons.